AUGUCGGAGCAAAAGAAACAUCCGUCAAUUGCGCAACGUGUUGUAAUCAAGUUUACCGCCGCAGGAGGCGUAAAACUGGCCGAAAUCUUGGAGAGAUUGACUGCCCAGUUCGAGGAAGAGACACUGUCGCGAGCCAGAGUGUUUGCAUGGCAUAAACAGUUUGUGGAGGGUCGUGAUCGUGUUGACAAUGAGAGCCGCUACCGUGGACCUCGCACCGGCAUUGCAGUGAACAACAUCAGCAGUGUUGGACGGCUUAUUGAAGAUAACAGACGUCGUACCACUUCUGAAAUUGCAAUUCAGGUCGGGAUAAGUUAUGGGAGUACUUACUCCAUUCUCACAGAUGAGCUAGGGUACCGAACAAGGGACCAAUUUCACACUCACAUUAUCACCUGUGAUGAAACAUGGGAGCACCACUACACCCCAGAGUGUAAACAAGCGAGUAUAGAGUGGAGAAAACAGGGAGAACCUGGACCAGUGAAAGCCAAGUCACGUUUGUCGGCUGGAAAG
This is a messenger RNA of Leptinotarsa decemlineata (Colorado potato beetle), 507 nucleotides long. RefSeq lists its product as uncharacterized. The record is from RefSeq and is a predicted model, not a curated record. NCBI's taxonomy places the organism in Eukaryota, Metazoa, Arthropoda, Insecta, Coleoptera, Chrysomelidae.